Molecule: messenger RNA, 1089 nt
Organism: Lachancea fermentati
Lineage: Eukaryota; Fungi; Ascomycota; Saccharomycetes; Saccharomycetales; Saccharomycetaceae
Source: the annotation of a GenBank genome assembly
AUGGUGCUUUGUACGUGUCUGGCAUCUUCAGUCAUUUCUCGUCUGCAAACCGUUUCUAUUGUGUCCAACUGCUUCAUCAUCAUUUUACUAUUCAUUGCUCUACCUAUUGGCACAAAGAUAAACAGAGGUGGCUUCAAUAAUGGUUCUUUCAUUUUUGGAAAGUUUGAGAACUUAAGUGAUUGGAACAACGGCUGGCAAUUUUGUUUGCAAGGUUUCAUGACCUGUGUGUGGACCAUCGGUGCCUUCGACUCCUGUGUCCACCAGUCUGAAGAAGCAAAAGACGCUAAGAAGGCCGUUCCUAUCGGUAUUAUUGGCUCCAUCACUGUCUGUUGGAUAUUAGGAUGGUUGAUUUUGAUUGUCCUCAUGGCAUGCUGCGACCCAAGCAUGGAAAACAUCAUUGAUUCUCCAUACGGGUUUGCAUUGGCCCAAAUUAUUUAUGACAGUUUAGGAAAGAGAUGGGCUGUUGCCUUUAUGUCCUUGAUUGCGUUCUGUCAAUUUUUGAUGGGUGCUUCCAUUUUAACUGCCGUUUCAAGACAAGUUUGGGCCUUCGCUCGUGAUAACGGUUUGCCCUUUUCCCGUUACAUUAAAAUGGUGAACAAGACUUUUUCCGUUCCAUUUGUUGCAGUUUGGUUUGCUGGUGCAGCCUCUCUAGUGUUGGGUUUGCUGUGUUUAAUUGAUAGUGCUGCAGCUAGUGCUCUGUUCAGUUUGGCAGUUGCGGGUAAUUAUGUUGCCUGGGGUACUCCUACAGUUUUGAGAUUGACAUCAGGAAAGGAUAUUUUUAGGCCUGGUCCAUUUUACAUGGGGAAAUUCUGGUCACCAGUUGUGAGUUGGAUUAGUGUUAUUUGGCAGUUCUUCAUCAUCAUUUUGAUGAUGUUCCCGGCCGAUCAGCACGGAAUCACUAAGGAUACUAUGAAUUACACAUGUGUGAUUGGCCCAGGUAUUUGGAUUUUGUCUUGGGUCUACUACAUUGCAUACAAGAAGAAAUACUUCCAUGGUCCAAAGUCAAACUUGACAGAUGAUGAAUACGCUGAAGCAGUGGGUUCUAAUGUUCUAGACGAGAUUAUGUCCGAGUCUGGUAAAGGUGCUUGA